Messenger RNA from Humulus lupulus (European hop), 1274 nucleotides. RefSeq names its product two-component response regulator-like APRR9. The record is from RefSeq and is a predicted model, not a curated record. The transcript is spliced from 3 exons. Gene Ontology annotation, biological process: regulation of flower development. Gene Ontology annotation, molecular function: protein binding. Gene Ontology annotation, cellular component: nucleus. NCBI's taxonomy places the organism in Eukaryota, Viridiplantae, Streptophyta, Magnoliopsida, Rosales, Cannabaceae. The coding region runs from base 160 to 915 and encodes 251 amino acids.
GUCCAAACCCCUCGUCAAAACUUCACUCACUUCAUCACUACUCUACUACUGCGCUAUAUAGUGCCUUCCCAUUUCCCUUCAAUUCACUCCAACAAAAAACAAAACAAAACUGAUCUUCAAACUAACAAACCUUACAUAUAAUCAUAUUCUCCACGCGCCAUGUAUGGAAACUACAGCAAUCCAUUCCCACGCGCCGCCGAUCCCCAUGUUGAGUGGGCGUUUCAUGGGGUGCCGUACCAUCCCCAGCUGGAGGAAGUACCGGAACAGCCCCUAGUGUUGGAAGCGGGGGUGAGUAACAGCAGUAGCAGCGGGUGCAGCAGCUACAGCUCGCCGAGUUCGCUCGGAUCGGCGGGGGCUCAGCGGCCGAGUAUUAUUCAGCGCAGCGUCAGCAGCCAUUCCCUCCAGAAGAGUGGCACCCACCGAGUUCUUUCCUCAGUGGCCGAGUUGUUGAUCGACUCACAGUCACAGACCAGCCCUGUCAGGAGGGUCUACAGUACUGGGGACUUGCAGAAUAAGCAGAGAAUUAACAUGAUGCAACAUAGUUAUCGAUCAUCAGCUGAAAGCCCAAUAUCGAGCGAGAGUAAUGCAAUCAUCGAAGGGAUGAGCAAAGCUUGUCGUUACAGCCCAGAAGAGAAAAAAGAGAGAAUUGAGAGGUAUAGAAGCAAGAGAAACCAGAGGAACUUCAACAAGAAGAUUAAGUAUGCAUGUAGGAAAACAUUGGCAGAUAGCAGGCCACGCAUAAGGGGACGAUUUGCAAGGAACGAAGAAAUAAUUGAAAGGAAUUCUGAUCAAAUAGCACAAGACGAGUGGAGCCAUAUUAAUGGGAUUGAAGAGGAAGAUCAAUAUAAUGAAGACGAUGAUGAGAAUUGGAUUAACUUACUUGAUGCUUUCUCCUCAAAUUUGAUUCCUAAUUAAUCCACCUAUCAAGCUAAACAUAUAUAUAUAUAUAGUCGAGGGGAAUUUAAGACUAAUUAAUUAUAUCUUUAGUCUGUCCUUGAUCGAUCUUCGAUCGAAUGUUAAUUAUUAUUAUUAUUAUUAUUUCAUAUGGAAUAUGGCUGUGUACGUACGUAAGUAAUGCAAGUAGUUUUUCUAGUACUCAUGCCGUUAUUUUAAUUUGGGCUUGUAUGAUGUACUUAAUUUAAGCUAAAUUAAUUGUUUAGCUUUAAGUUAGUGAUAAUAUAUGUGUAUAUAUAGCUGAUAAUUGUGUUUUUACAGUUAAUGACAAGUCAUUGUCAGUUUCAAUGGUACUGAUCAAGCUUGUGCAUUAUUUUCUC